CUCUCUCUCUCUCUCUCCCUCCUCUGUCUCUCUCCCUCUCUCUGCCCCCCUCUUCUCUCUCACAUUGUGUUUACAGCCCUGCAGAGCGCUGCAUAUCUGACAUUUCUCUCUCAAACUCCAAGCAGCCGUGUUCUCAUCUGCAAGCCCAGAGAAGAGACAAGACAAGAACUGAAGUGCAGCAACCAGGACUGAACUGCGUCAGGCCUGAAACACCUGACCCGAGCUCAUCUCCAGACAUCAGCGAGCAAAUCGAUUCCCUGCCUUCGCUGGUCAGCUCCCCUCCCACAGUGCAAACAGGCCCAGCAGCCUGACUGGACACUCUCUCUCUCUCUCCUCCCGUGACCCAGCUCGUCAAGAUCUAACCAGCCCGCCGCCUCCAUGGAGCGCGUCCAGCACAUGACCAAGUCGGCCAUCCGCCGAGCGUCUCAGAUCGAGGUGAACCCACAGGCCAAGAGGAACCUGCAGGAGCUCUUCGUCAACUUCACCCUCAUCCUCAUCUGUCUGCUCCUCAUCUACAUCAUCGUCCUGCUGAGCAGCUGAGAGCAGCGCAGGGAGCUCGGCCGGGCUGCCCCGCGGACCAGGCUUUGGCUGAGAUAUGGGCCUUACUCCGACGUGCAUCAGAUUUCUAAUAAAGUAAUAAUAUCACGCCCAUGUGUCAGCCUAACCCUGUUUGACAGCAGCCGUGAGGAAGGGUCAUGGAGGUCAAAUGAGUCCAAACAACGAAGGUUCCCUGCCUCUCUGUCUCUAGGGACUGAAGAGUGACCCACGUGACUUUAACACUUGCCAGUUUCUUUUUUGUUUUUGCCAAAUGCAUUUUAUCUUCCUCCUUCGCCCACCACUGCCAGAAACCCAAGACAGGGCAUCGUGCCAUCAGCUUAAUGUAUAUUGAAACUUCAGGGCUGCCAUCUUGGAUUAGGCUUAUAGUUAUGGCCAAGAUGACACCUUUUCCACCUAUAUAGAAGAAAGUGGGAAGUGCCUAUCAUCCGCCCAAAGUGUAGCUCACAGAACAAAGCUGGCCUGCCAUGAGGUUCUGUUCGGCCUGUAAAAUGUUUCGGGAGGGAAAAAAGCUAGUAUAUAAAAAAAAUUACAAUAUGAAUCAACAAUUCAAAUGCUCUUCAAAUGUGUCGGACUGAUAAUUCUUUUAUUUUUAUCCCCCCCUGAAUCUAAGAACAGCUGGCACGCAGGGAAUUUGGGAUCAAUCUUUGCAACUGUAUCUUAAAAACAUAACAUACAGUAGGUGUUUGGUUUUUGGCAGGUGGCUUUGUAAUAUUCUUGGGUGAAGUGAUUCUUUAAACCUGAUUGCCAUUACAUGAACCUACAGGAUUGUUAAAGUACAUUAUCAGUACAUAAUUUUUUCAUUAAUAACGCAGUUAAAAAAAAAAAAGACACAACCAUAUAGAAUGAUCGAUUAAGAUAGAUAAUAAUAGAAUUCAAAUGAAGAAGUGAGAAUAAAAGAUUAUUCACUUUGUUUUUGGCUAUAAUUUGACACUUGUUGUUUUAGACUGACAUCCAGUGGCUAUUAGAGGAACUGCAGCUCUGACAUUGUUUUCACCUGUUCGGCCAUGUUGGUCUCUGAAGGUGGAAGAAGUUCCUCUUCAUGUGCAGUGGUGAGAUAGCACCCCCUCUCUGCCCUGCGCUCAGUAUACACUGUCUGUGAAAUGGAACAGAUAAGCUUUAAGUGCUGCCCCUCUUUAAAGACAAUCCGUUCAAUCUACAUUGCAUCAUUUAUUAAAAGCUGACAUGGUCUGACUUUACACUCCAACAGUCGAACCAGUUCUCACUCAACAUGUAUAAACACAACACUUGCAAAUCAUUCUAAGUGUUGUGAGACUGAACAUGAAGUGUGGAUUAACCUGCAGGUGUCUCUGAUGAGCAACAUGAACACUUCAGCUGUGUCCCACUACACUCAGUAUGGACUCUUCCAUGGCCUGACAUAUACACUACAUGCUGCUCAUCAGAUGUGAAGUAAAAUCCUUUUUUUUUUUUUUUUUUUUGCAUGGUGUGAUUUCACUUUUAUGAUGUUUUCUUUCAAUUUCCGUCGAUGUAUUAAAUCUUCCGUCGACAAGCGAUGACGUUCUCGGUUGACGGCGGCACAGUUUCUGUGACAGUGGCAGUGACUUCUUAGAAAAUAAAACUGUCAAGUCGGAUUGUUGAACCCGAAGUUCAUUACAAGAAACCAAUAUAUGAUCAUCAACUUCAAUCAUUGCUCUAGAAAGGAACAUUUCAACAGCUUUACCAGCCACGUUCACGUUUGUGUCUUCACUGUGUUUGCAGUAAGUGAAAAUGUAAUAAUAUAUACGACAUUUAAAGUUGGGAUUAUUAUAUAUUAAAGAGGAAAAAGAGUAGUUUUGUUCUUCAUAUAUGUUUGGAAGAUUGUACCACCUGACUGUUGAAACACCAAAGAAAAUGCAUGUCAAUACAAUUAAAGUGGUUUCUCCUGA
Acanthopagrus latus (yellowfin seabream) is the source of this 2441-nucleotide messenger RNA. RefSeq names its product phospholamban (gene pln1). Gene Ontology annotation, biological process: negative regulation of calcium ion import into sarcoplasmic reticulum; negative regulation of heart rate; negative regulation of ATPase-coupled calcium transmembrane transporter activity. The coding region runs from base 379 to 540 and encodes 53 amino acids. Gene Ontology annotation, molecular function: ATPase inhibitor activity. NCBI's taxonomy places the organism in Eukaryota, Metazoa, Chordata, Actinopteri, Spariformes, Sparidae. Gene Ontology annotation, cellular component: membrane; sarcoplasmic reticulum. The record is from RefSeq and is a predicted model, not a curated record. The transcript has 2 exons.